Boleophthalmus pectinirostris (great blue-spotted mudskipper) is the source of this 3360-nucleotide messenger RNA. RefSeq names its product gem (nuclear organelle) associated protein 4 (gene gemin4). The coding region runs from base 1 to 3261 and encodes 1086 amino acids. Gene Ontology annotation, biological process: rRNA processing; spliceosomal snRNP assembly. The transcript is spliced from 7 exons. Lineage: Eukaryota; Metazoa; Chordata; Actinopteri; Gobiiformes; Gobiidae. The record is from RefSeq and is a predicted model, not a curated record. Gene Ontology annotation, cellular component: SMN complex.
AUGGACAAAGUUCAAUUGUUGCAUUUCUUAGUAUCUAUUUUAAACAUAAUAUCCAUUCAUUCUUGUAAUGUUCCAGACUUUGCUGUAAUCCAAGGAGCCUUCCUUUCGGCCAAUAGGAUCACUCCACUAUCCUCUCUACAGAAAGCUGAUUGGGACAAAGUUUGUGAUCCAAUUUUGGAAGCUAUUAGAGAAGUAAACCAACACAAAAAUGAUACAGAAGAUGUAAAGAAGACAUUGAUUUGCGCUGUGUGGCUAAAACUGCUCAGCACUGAAGAGGAAGAGAGCAUUGAAGUUACAUGGAAAGAAAGUCCACUUUUCGCUUCACAUAAUGGCCUGCCUGAGUUGAACCGGGUUGUUUUUUUGGAGCUAGUCAGGUCAACAAAAUCUUUAAAUAUCUACACACGUCUACUGUUGUGUCUCCCUCCAUUGCAGUUAUGCUCUGAAAUUGAAAAACUUGUCAGCCACAUUAGUAGUAGCCAUGUACGAGACAAAGAUAUACAUUUUUUCUUUGAUGUUUGGUGGGAGUUGUGGAGUUGCAAAGAUGUCCAUAAAGAUAACACAGAGGAGAUGUUUACACAGGAAGUUGCACGCAUGUCAUCAAACACAUUAAAACAGCCAGCUAAAAGAUUAAAACUAGACUCCCCUGACUUGUGCACAUCAGGUCCUGACCUUGUAAACAUACUCUUUUGCACAUUUAGAAACUUAAGUGACCAAAUAACCCAACCUGAACUUAUUUUUAAAGCUCUCUCUGUUUCCAUAAAUGUGUUUUUUACAGCCUUUCUUUGUGAUGUUGGACCAGUAAUUUCAACUAAAGAAAAGCUAGAAAUCUUGACAGAAAUGGCAACCAUCAAAGAAAAGAAUAAUAAAAAACUAGGGCCAAAAAUGAUUGCAGACUCAUUAAAAGAUUUGAACACAAUCCAAGGGCUAUGCAGGUUCAAGCCUCUGCUUUUGAAAUUUGAAGAUGCCUUACAAGUGAUAGUAGAUGUUGCCUAUAAUUGGAACUGCAAUGGUCUUCUGCAAGUGGAGGACAAAUCCAGUAUAAGUUACUGUGUGUUUAAAUCGAAACUCGGUCUUCAGAAUGUUUUUGCAGCAUUUGAGAAGACAAAAAGAUGUAAAGAUACAGUUCUUUGUUCGAUUUUUGAACAGAAGAACUGGAUGACCCACAAAAAUGUUGAGGUCCCUGAUGAUUUUUGUGCAGAAAUCACAAAAACUAUAAUAUCACAUAAAAUGGAUGACUACCGAAACUUUGCCUUGCUUUUUGCUAGUGAGACGAGCUGGACAACUUGUAAUGAAACCUACAUUGACUUCCUGGAAAAGAACCAGUUGGCUUUCAGAGAACAAACCGCUCUCAUCAAACUAACCAAAAGCAUUGUGGGUAAAUUCAGCUCUGGUUCUGUUGAUGUGAGCAACUAUAGGAAGCUUAUGAAGGUAACAGCAGACAUCUUCUCUGCUCUAUCUCUUGAUCAUAAAAACAAAGUACUGGCUGAAGUUAUGGGAAUAUCUAAAAGAGGAUUUUUUGGUAGCAGCAUGCCUUUAACUGUAACCACAAGCUUUGAACAAGAGCUUAACAUGGCAUUUAACUGCAUCAUCCAAGGAGGGGGCGGGCCUUCAGCAUCUUCUAACCUGAAUACAGCCGUUUCAUUGGUCGCCCGAGUUGCCUUUCAAAACCCAGAGGCAGCAGUAAGAGCGAUGUGUAAUUCAGCUAUUUUCAACAAAGGUGCUUUCACCAUAAUGGCAAAAAUGCUACAGCAGCUGCCUGGUCUGUCUGGGAGGACAUCUGAAUCAAACCAGGAUGGAGAAGGAAAUGAUCUUCUAUGUAGUUGUGUUAAGGACAUUAUUAAAACAAAGCAAAUGUCCCAGGAUGAGAAGGAGCAGUUGAUCAAGUUUCUGUCAUUGCUGAUGAAGCCUGUAAUGAUGGCUGAAGGAGAGAGAGGAGGAGAGGGCUUCCUACUGCCUCACAAGGUGGUCUGUACGUUCGUCCUGCCAAAUCUGGCUGUAUGUUCUGUGGACCUUGAACUGAGCCUGCAGCUGCUCCACAGCGCACUUUCUCUGGACCAUCAGGAUGGUGCUCCUCACUGGGUGAUGCUCUGUUCCCCUUUUCCUUUGCUGUAUGUGCUGGCCCAGCUUCACAAUCACAGUCUUAGGAGAUGGGAGCAGCCCACACAGCGGAGCAGAGUCCCAGUGUGGUCCAUGGAGACUCAGGAGUUACUGGUGACUGUCCUCUCUGCCCUGGGGCAAGUUGUGGGGGCAGAGGUGGCAGAAGACCCUGACACCUGGUCCAGAGCUCUCUUUUGGCUCUACAAUAAAACGGAAGAGCUGGACUGGACGGUGCGAUUCCUCCUGAAGCCUGUGUGGGGCGAUCACUUCAAAAACGAAGUCCCUGCGUCUCUGUUCGCCGUCUGUGAGCUCCCAGAGCAGGAGUGGUCUGGACUGGACUCGCCCCAGUAUGGUCCUGGCACUGGUCUUCUGGCUUGGACUGAGUGCUGCUGUAUCUCAGAGUCUCUUCAGUCUACUAUGCUGUCUCAUCUGAGUUUGGACCAGAGCAACCCAGAUCACCUCAGCAUGUUCAGCAAAGGCCUGAUGGUGGCGCUAACACAAACCCUUCCCUGCUGCUCCCAGCCCCAAUGGUCUCUGCUCUUAAGGGCUCUUCGUGCUCUAAUCGACUCUGGACGCCUCCAUGUGCCCUUCUCCCUGGAAUACUGCGAUUACCUGCCUCUUUUGGAUCUGAGAAGUUUUGCAUGUGACCUGCGCCUCUCUGUACUACUCCUAAGGGUCUUCCAGUUGCUCUGUGGAUCCAGCUGUUCCGAUUGGCUGUCUCGGGACGGCUGGGAUCAUGUGGGGGCGCUAUAUGCACACUCUGUGAGGGAAAUGAUAGGCUCACUUAAAACUAAACUGCCCCUGUCACAAACGGCUACAGGCUCUACUCCUUUAGUUAAAGACUCUGAGAAUGACCAGUGCAAAACGGAGGAAAGGGAGAGCAUCCCGAGUCAGGAGGUGCUGUUUGUGCUCAGCCAGAUCUACUGUCAUGUGCAGCAUGUGCAGGUGAUGUUACCAGGGGGCCAGUGUGAGCAGUUGUUCCUGUCCAGUCUGGAGCUCCUAAGUCACUAUGCAGCCGUGAUGGGGGCAUUUCCAUGGAGCUGUAGUGCUUUGGAGUCCGACAACACACGGCACUUUUUCACCACGAUCACAGAAAACCUCCAGAACGAGGAGAUGAAGUCUGUACUCCAGCUGAAGAUUUCACAACUCGUCUCGGCAGCUUAAAAUGUGAAUUUAAACUUGCUUGAUUUAUUGUUGCAUUCAGUAUUUUGUCAGGUUGCAGUCUGUAUGUGUAAUAAUAAAAUAACUUGUGCAACUGCUGAA